UGAGAGCGGUAACUACCUGGUCGAUUGUUUACAUUUGCAGGGAACGCUUAACCGCCGCGAUCCAAAAUGGAUUCUAGCAAAGAGAGCUCAAAAUUUCUCGAUUUUAAGGAGUCAGAAAACAUAGACGGAUCAACCAAAGAGCUAACACCGGCACAAAACAGAAUAAGAUGGAGGAAUUUAGCGGUGGUGAUGAUAAUUCUCAACGUUUUAUUGUUGAUUAUUGUGUUAACUGUGGUGAUUGUGUGGCAAAAUGAUAGAAAGGAAAAACAAGUUGUCCCUCACCCGGAGACCAUGUGUCUCCCUUGCAAGGACCUUUCUCUCCAUAAAGAUGAUGACAUAUGGAAUUUCGUAGAAUUUACUGUAACGACCGAUGACAAAGGCCAGGACAUCUGUUGUGCAGAUACACAAGAGGAACUGCAAAAUCUUGUGAAACUGUUUGUUACUAGGAAAUAUAGAGAAGACCGAGCCCGAAGUCCUGACUAUCAGAUAAAUUGUGCGCAGAAUUCACAGUAUGCAGAUAAGAAAAAACAUUAUGCUGCACGAGUCGUUAAUGUGCAAAGGGAAGAAACUUUGAAAAAUAAGGGAAACAUUGUAUGGGAUUACAACGAUGCACAUUCUUUCAUCAACAACGGUCUAACUUACCAUCCAAAUAAUGGCACAUUUAAUGUCUCCCAAAAAGGGUUUUACUACAUAUACAGUCAAGUUACAUUCCAAAUGAAUAAAACAAUGGACCUCGAGGAUGCCAGAUCCAUGUACAUGUCGCUGUCCCAUUUUAUCUACCACCAACGUGCAACAAUGAAAAAAUACCCCCCAGAAAAAUUACUGGAAAGUUCCCAGUCUAAAUGUGAGCUCCAAUCUGACCUUAAGACCAGUAAUAGCACCAGUUACAUAGGGGCUGUGUUUUAUUUGGAACAGGGGACAGAAAUUAUGGUGCGAGUGACUGACCCAGAGCGAUUAACAGAUAACUGUUACAGUAAUUAUUUUGGACUGCACAUGAUUUAACAUUCUAGAGUCAUGGGAAAUGAUGUUUAAUUUUGAUGACAACAAGCAUCAAUGAUUAAUGUAAUUGUUGAUGUAUGAAAUAGUUCCUGAUGAUGAUAAGUUCUUUUAUAUUCUAGAAGAAAUACACGAGAACAUGUCAUCAUUUUGCACUUAUAUUUUUCAUCACUAACAUUUUAUUAAAACUGUGGUGUGAAUCAGGCAGCCUUUUCAUUAGCAUUAUCCACUUUUUCAUUUCUUUUUGUGCCAAACACUGUUAUAGUGCAAAUUACACUUCAACACUUAAAUGCUUUGCUUUGAAGAUUUUUUGGGGGGGAAAAGGUAAAAAAAAAAAAACUUUAAUGCGAACGCAAUUUCUCUUCACUCACCCAGCUACCAUUACAUGUCUUUGUUGGUUAUUUUAAUGAUUUUACAUGCAUUGAUUGCAGUGAGUGCAUCAUCAAAGUAAAUAAAUAAUUCAAUAUUUUUCUGAA
Molecule: messenger RNA, 1472 nt
Organism: Magallana angulata
Lineage: Eukaryota; Metazoa; Mollusca; Bivalvia; Ostreida; Ostreidae
Product: tumor necrosis factor ligand superfamily member 10-like
Exons: 4
Coding region: 67-1002 (311 amino acids)
Biological process (GO): immune response
Cellular component (GO): membrane
Molecular function (GO): tumor necrosis factor receptor binding
Source: RefSeq, a predicted model, not a curated record